ACGGCCCUGCCUAUCCGCUACUCCAGAUUGACGUCACAGGGUCUGACGUCACGUGCAAUUCAAAUUAAGUCAAUCGCUGACAAAAGAGAAUUUGAAAAUGAAGAUUGUAUUAAUCCUUGCGGUUUUGUGUGGUCUGACAGUCCACAUGUAUUCUGCGACAUGUCCACGAAAACAACUGGUUAGUUGUGCCUACGUUUCUGCCCAGCUGCGCGGAAAACAACCGGAAGAAGUGGUGCGAAACAAUGCUGAGAAUGGCGUUCUGUGCAAGUAUGUGGAUCCUUAUACAUUAUGCCUAAGGAAUGGCUGUCUUCAUUCUGAUCAGCCCAAACAAAAACUACUGAUGAUGCUUGCUGCUAUGUGCGGUAAUAAAGGUCAUAUGGAUUCUUAUUUAAUGUGUCCAAGUUCACAAAAGAAUGUGUGUAACAAACUUGUUGAGAAGAUGAAAGCAGUAUACAACUUGCCCCAUGUCUCGAUGGAGGCAGAAUUGGCCAAGAAUAAAACUAUGUGCAUAAUGCUCAGACCUUUUGCAACAUGUAUCAAGAAUGGUUGUGUUACCGACGAAAAGGCUAACUCAGUGCAUAUGUUUGUAGUUUCAUCUCUAUGCACUCAGGAAACCAAACAAGAUAACCAGUGCAGUGCAGUGCCGGAGUGUACCAGGGCAGUUUCAUCUGUGAUGCGAAUCGCAAUGCUCCCGAGGAGGCAGUUAACACGACAGGCAGUUAGGAGUAGCGUUGGACUCUGCGAUUCUCUUAAAGACAUUUACACAUGCCUCGAUCUUGGUUGUAAACAGAGUGCCGAUUGGGAUCGUGAACAAUUACAAAGAGUAUUGGAAUACUGCACUAGGGGAGGUCUUCCCAACUCAUUUAUGCCUGCUUCGUUUGCCACCAGCGCCACCGCGUCCGUCUUUUUAGUGCUCCUUGCUGCCAUGGCAUUGGUCUUCCAGUAGAUUUAUUGGACAGAAGACGUUUACUUCGUCUUUUUCCGAGGCAUGACAGACGUCCGCUUAGACUGACCUGAGGCCUCUCUCAACCUUACAGCAAACGUUUCUUUACUUUUGCCUAUCUAUAUCUCUCUCUUCUCGCUCUUAUAUUUUGUAAUUAUUUAAUUAUUUUAAAAUUACUAAAUUCAUCAGGACGUACAAUAACACCUGUACAGUAUUCUGGUUAUAAUAUCUUAAUGUUAAUAUUACUGUUAGCUCUUCUUUAUAGAAAUAAAACUGGUUUUGCCAUU
Molecule: messenger RNA, 1230 nt
Organism: Gigantopelta aegis
Lineage: Eukaryota; Metazoa; Mollusca; Gastropoda; Neomphalida; Peltospiridae
Exons: 9
Coding region: 98-946 (282 amino acids)
Source: RefSeq, a predicted model, not a curated record